Brugia malayi is the source of this 195-nucleotide messenger RNA. Its product is annotated as ATP synthase epsilon chain, mitochondrial, putative. Gene Ontology annotation, biological process: proton motive force-driven mitochondrial ATP synthesis. The transcript has 2 exons. Gene Ontology annotation, cellular component: mitochondrial inner membrane. Gene Ontology annotation, molecular function: proton-transporting ATP synthase activity, rotational mechanism. The record is from RefSeq and is a predicted model, not a curated record. NCBI's taxonomy places the organism in Eukaryota, Metazoa, Nematoda, Chromadorea, Rhabditida, Onchocercidae. Bases 1 to 195 code for a protein of 64 amino acids.
AUGCUAGAAUCAGUGGAUAAUAUCAAAAGAAUGUGGCGUCAAAUGGGCAUCAAUUAUGUACGAUACUCACAAAUUGCAGCGUCAGCUACGCGAAAAUGUCUGAAAAAAGGAUUGAAGAAAGAAGCGGAAAAACCGGUGACAACAAGCGUGAAAAUUACGUCGUGGGAAAACGGAAAACCAUUGAAGAAAGAGUGA